CGCUGGGGUUAGCCCGACUAAUCCCUUCCAUCCCGCACCCUUCGUCUAAUCGUCCCCAGCCCAUGGAGGAUUCCAAGGGGAGCGACGGCGGCGGCGAGAGGCCCGGCGCCGACCACAACCCUAUCCCGGAUCAGCCGCCGCCGCUCGCUGCUCCCGGAGGAGGGCGCGAUGCCGCCGCGGCUGCUGCUGCUGCUGCGGCGGCGGCGGCGGCCUUGGCCGAGGACGAGGCGCGGCGCCCGUUCACGGCCCUCAGCCAGGUCGACGCCGACCUAGCCCUGGCGCGCGUCCUCCAGGAGCAGGAACGGGCGUAUAUGAUGCUCCGGAUGAACGGAGUCGGCGGCGGCGGCGGCGAGGGCAGCGACUACGGGAGCUCGGAGGCCGGGAGCUACGAGUACGACGAGGAUGCCGAGGAGGACUACGAGGAGGAGCUCGAGAACCACCUCCGCGUCCACCACCACGAGCACCCAGGCGGUGGCGAGGGCGAUGGGGACGAUGAUCUCGAGGCUGAUGGCGAGGGCAAGGGUGAGGGUGAGGGCGAGGAUGAAGGCGAGGGUGACGGUUCUGAAGAGAGCGAGUACGAGGAGGAGGGGUUCGAUGAGGACGAGGAGGUGGAGGAUGUGGAUCUAGACCCGGCAGAGUACGAGGACGACGAGGCUUAUGCGCGGGCGCUUCAGGACGCUGAGGAGCGUGAGGUUGCCGCGCGGCUUAUGGCUCUCGCUGGGAUCAGCGAUUGGCGGGCGGUGGAGCAUGUCGAGGAUCAGAUAAACGACGCGCAGGAUUCAUGGCAAGAGGUUGAUCCAGAUGAGUACUCUUAUGAGGAGUUAGUUGCAUUGGGUGAAGUAGUUGGCACAGAAAGUAGAGGUCUCUCUGCUGAUACACUUGCUUCCUUACCUUCAGUAACUUACAAGACAAAAGAUAUGCAAGAUGGCAACACAGAACAAUGUGUAAUUUGUCGUGUGGAAUUUGAGGAAGGUGAAUCUUUGGUUGCACUUCCCUGCAAUCAUUCAUACCAUCCUGACUGCAUUAAUCAGUGGCUUCAAAUAAAUAAGGUAUGCCCUAUGUGUAGCGCAGAAGUUUCUACCUCAGCAAGCAAGCAGGCAUGACCAACAGUCGUUGGUAAACCAACUUCAUCUUCAGAAAAGAAAAGAAAA
Messenger RNA from Triticum aestivum (bread wheat), 1151 nucleotides. RefSeq names its product E3 ubiquitin ligase BIG BROTHER-related. The transcript is spliced from 7 exons. The coding region runs from base 63 to 1103 and encodes 346 amino acids. Lineage: Eukaryota; Viridiplantae; Streptophyta; Magnoliopsida; Poales; Poaceae. The record is from RefSeq and is a predicted model, not a curated record.